CGAUAGCCACGUCGGCAAUCGCACAUUCACACUACGGCGUGAGUCGUCGCGAGACGACUUUCACCGCCCGCCCUAAUAAAAGGAAGCUCGUCACCUCCCCGACGCCUCACCUCUACAUACUCCGACUAUAUUUAUUUUCUAUCGGUGGAUUUUGAAAUGGAAAGAUGGGCGAAGGAUCGGUCACCCAACCGUCACCGGAGCCGGUCCUUCUCCGCAACGCUGCUCGCCGCCAUCGACCGGUCCAUCGAUGAGUCCGACGGAGGCGGAGAUCCCGACUCCUCCACCGCUCCGGCCUACCGAUCCACCGCGAAGCUGAAGCGCGAUCCGGCGAGCUUACCCGGUAGAUCCGACUGCGGCGGUCGCUCGUUCUCCUCUUCGUCCUACGAUCUGGAUUUGAUGGCGAUAAGGCCAAUCCGAACCACGGCCUCCCUUCCUCCUACGCCGCGGGGUACCUCGACGGCGGCGUCCCACAGGCAGGAGGCGAAGAAAUUGAUCUCGACCCAGAGUAAGGUUCCGAACUCGGGGCGACGGAAGGAGCCAUCAUCGCCAGGGGCACGCCUGGCCGGCUUCCUGAACUUCCUCUUCGCCGAUUCCGCCGCAGGGAAGCCGAGGAAGCCAAAAUCCAAGAGUGUAUCCGGCGACGGCGAAGCGUCGACUUGCUCCUGUGCGUCGUCGUCUUUCUCCCGGAGGUGCCAGGCCAAGACGUCGUCGACGGGGGGACAGCCGGCAUCAGUUGGCAUUACGCUGGACGUCCGGCGGAGAGGGUGCGAGGGCGAUAAAGCCUCAUGGGUGACGUCGGCGGAGGAGGCGAAGGGGAAGGGGAAAGUGAGAGAGGCGGUGCGGAAGAAGGUGGAGGAGCUCUUGAGGAGGGAAGCAAAGGAAGAGGAGGCGACGAGCGACUCGAGCUCUGAUCUGUUUGAGCUGGAGGAUCUGACGGUUCCCAGAGGAAGAGGCCACGACAAGGAGCGUACCAGAUGACUCAACUCAUCACUAAGCGCGCCAUUUCUUCUCCCGUAAUCAAUUAAUUAUUUUUACAAAUUUCAAAAGCAAGCAUCUGUGUUUUUUUUUCCUGCGAAUUAAUAAAACAUGCUAUGAUAUGAA
Zingiber officinale is the source of this 1101-nucleotide messenger RNA. Its product is annotated as protein BIG GRAIN 1-like. The transcript has a single exon. Gene Ontology annotation, biological process: auxin-activated signaling pathway. The coding region runs from base 157 to 978 and encodes 273 amino acids. NCBI's taxonomy places the organism in Eukaryota, Viridiplantae, Streptophyta, Magnoliopsida, Zingiberales, Zingiberaceae. The record is from RefSeq and is a predicted model, not a curated record.